Molecule: messenger RNA, 198 nt
Organism: Sphaeroforma arctica JP610
Lineage: Eukaryota; Ichthyosporea; Ichthyophonida
Exons: 1
Source: RefSeq, a predicted model, not a curated record
GCUGCUGUACCAAAUGUUCCCAUCAUGCCAAGUGUCAACCAAAACGACACACCUGUGACUUCACAGGAGACAGUGGACUCGUCACCAGAAGAAAUCGCCGACGGUCACGCAACUGCACCGCAACCACAGGCUACACUCAACCACCACAGCUAUGUGGAUGCCACUGAGGUAGGUAUAUACACGUUAGUAUAUCUGUGA